This is a messenger RNA of Hippopotamus amphibius kiboko, 2682 nucleotides long. It is a transcript of the gene BCAT2, whose product is annotated as branched chain amino acid transaminase 2. The coding region runs from base 1035 to 2309 and encodes 424 amino acids. Lineage: Eukaryota; Metazoa; Chordata; Mammalia; Artiodactyla; Hippopotamidae. The transcript is spliced from 12 exons. Gene Ontology annotation, molecular function: branched-chain-amino-acid:2-oxoglutarate transaminase activity. The record is from RefSeq and is a predicted model, not a curated record. Gene Ontology annotation, biological process: L-valine biosynthetic process; L-leucine biosynthetic process. Gene Ontology annotation, cellular component: mitochondrion.
AAGACGGGAGGAAAACAGGGAGCCCUGCGGAGGAGGGCUCAGAAUUUGACUGCCUUUGGGAGCAAAAUGUCCCAGGGUAGAAUUACACAGACACAGUAAACAAGGACCGGAGUUUGAGGAUACAGGAGGAACAAUAGUUAGGUGUCACAGUAACCCAGAUGCAGGAGUUGCGGGAACUCUGACCACGGAAGGUUUGGGGGGCACAGUGACCGCGGAGCACGAUAUGGGGGACACUGAUGCAGGUUUGAAUUGCUAGCGAUUAGAGGGACCCUGAGGAGCUGUAAUCGGCUAACUCUGCCUCUGGGGGUCAUGAAGUUCGGGAGAUACUCUUGAGGGGGCGUGACCAGGAAAUCCUGAUCUAGGGGCUGCUCAUUGAUGAACUGGGGGAUUGAACAUUUUCGGGCGUCACUGAUGAAAGGGGCUGGAAGGAGGCAUGGUGAACCGUGUGUGUGUUUAUCUCUUAAAAAGUUACAAAGAAUACACACAUAUCUUUUCGUUGGAAAGAAAAUCUAUAUUCGAAGAGGGAGGUAUCCGGACAGAGUGAAGCUCCCCCUUUAUCCCUGCCUGCCACCCUGUUCAGAGUCCUUUCCCUUUAACGGUGCGUUCUUACAUGCUAUCCGCGCCCACCGACAUUUAUAUCGUGCUUUUUGUUUUCACCAAGAAUCGUGAUAUGUGCAGGUUUCUGCUCCCUGUCUUUCCCCUCUUUUACCUCGGGUUGCUUAUCCUCUUUAGCGCUCCACAGCAGUACUGUGCCUAUGAAGAUGCAUUUUUGAAAACCGAUGCAUGCACGCUCUAACGUGGGGGCUGGGAGGAAGGGUGUAUUUCAAGUUACUCCCUUCGCCUCACGGGUUCCAGCGCAUGCGCUCUGCAGCAGGGCCCAGCUCCCCGAGGGCGCCCUACAACCGCGAAGGCCAGGGCGGCCGGGGUGCUAGGCUGGCAGCCAUCCCACAGGAGGAGGCGUGAGCGGGGCGGGGCCGGAACGUCUUUCUCCCCGGCCGCGCCCAAGCCGGGCACAGAUACCCGCCACAUAGACCAUGGCUUCAGCGGCACUGAGGCAGUUCCCCCAGCUCAUACGGCAGGAGCAGGCUAGGCUGUUCUGUCUCCCUGAAACCUCAGGACACAGCUGCCUUCCCACCGGGCUGGGGAAAGAGAUUUGGACCCGAAAAUUUCUCCCUGCCUCUUGGCUUCUGUGUGGUCCCAGAAGAUAUGCCUCAUCCAGCUUCAAGGCUGCUGACCUGCAGCUGGAAAUGACACAGCAACCUCAUCAGAAGCCUGACCCCAGCGAGCCCCUGCUGUUCGGGAAGACAUUCACCGACCACAUGCUGAUGGUGGAAUGGAACAGGGAGAAGGGCUGGGCCCAGCCCCGAAUCCAGCCCUUCCAGAACCUCACGCUGCACCCGGCCUGCUCUGCUCUCCAUUACUCCCUGCAGCUCUUUGAAGGCAUGAAGGCGUUCAAAGGCAGGGACCAGUGCGUGCGCCUCUUCCGACCUUGGCUCAACAUGGACCGGAUGCUGCGCUCAGCCGUACGCCUCUGUCUGCCGACCUUCGACAAGAUCGAGUUGCUCGAGUGCAUCCGCAGGCUGGUGGAAGUGGACAAGGACUGGGUUCCCGACGGCACAGGCACCAGCCUCUAUGUGCGGCCCGUGUUAAUUGGGAACGAGCCCUCGCUAGGGGUCGGCAACGCCACGCGAGCCCUCCUGUUCGUCAUUCUCUGCCCGGUGGGCGCUUACUUCCCUGGAGAUGCCUUGAGCCCUGUCUCCCUCUUGGCCGACCCAUCAUUCAUCCGGGCCUGGGUGGGUGGGGUCGGAGACUGCAAGCUGGGGGGGAAUUACGGGCCCACCGUGUUCGUGCAGCAGGAGGCAAAAAGGAAGGGCUGCGAACAGGUUCUCUGGCUCUACGGGCCUGACCACCAGCUCACCGAGGUGGGCACCAUGAACAUCUUCAUCUUCUGGACCCACGAGGAUGGGGCACUGGAACUAGUGACUCCCCCACUGGACGGUGUCAUCCUGCCUGGAGUAGUCCGACAGAGUCUGCUGGACCUGGCUCGGACCUGGGGUGAGUUCCGCGUGGCAGAGCGUAAGAUCACCAUGAAGGAGUUCCUGCGGGCUCUGGAGGACGGCCGGGUUCGAGAAGUCUUUGGUUCAGGCACCGCUUGCCAGGUCUGCCCCGUGCACCGAGUCCUGUACGAAGGCAAGCAUCACCACAUUCCCACCAUGGAUAAAGGGCCUGAGCUUAUCCUCCGCUUCUGCAAGGAGCUGAAGGCGAUCCAGUACGGAACAAAGGCCCACGAGUGGAUGUUCCCUGUGUGAUGCUGCGGGCUAUGCUGGACCACUCCGCGGAUCCACCGACCUGUAGCAUCCAGUCCCAUUGGACCGUCACCUCCAUACCAAUGACUCACCUGAAGUGCAAUAUGAAUAAAAGGCGGGGAGCCGGACGCCUGGGUCUCUGGUGCCCCCAUGUUACACUCCCAAAGCCAUAAGGGCCCGACCCAGGCGUCUUGGCCCCUAGCCCCGCCACUGAGGCCUUGGGGACCUGGACUCCCCGCUGCUCCGUGUUGUGGGGUCAAGGAUACACCUUGAUCCUGACUCUGCAUCUCCAUUUUCAGGCCGGAUCUUCCGGUGCCGCCGUUGAUUUUUUUUUUUCCCUAGCUGCAAUUUUGAAAUAAAAUGCCAAAGAACAAGA